UGUAUAUUAAAAGCAGGAGAGUGCAGAAUCACGCCACCUUUGGUUAAAGAAAGGGAAUAAAGUUGGGUACAACUUCUCUGCACAGGGCUUUCUUUUAUAUUUUGCUUCCAUCAACGUUAAAACACAUCAAACCCAACCUAAAAGCGUUUCUGUGAGUAAUAGGUUCUCUUUAAUACAGAAGAGAAAGGGCUAAAGUGGGAGAAGUGUUGUUAUGGCGUCAACACUGCUAUUGGUGUUGGUUUUUAUCUUUGAUCUCAUAGCUUUUGCACUUGCUAUUGCUGCUGAGCAGAGGAGGUCUACUGCCAAUAUCUCCACGGAUGCAAACAAUAGCUACUGUAUUUAUGAUUCGGAUAUUGCCACUGGCUUGGGUGUCGGGUCAUUGCUGUUUCUACUGGCUAGUCAACUUCUUAUAAUGGUGGCAAGUCGAUGCCUGUGCUGUGGGAAGGGUUUGAGACCUGGCGGUCCUAGGGCAUGGGCAAUUGUCCUAUUCAUCACCUGCUGGGUGACAUUUCUUAUUGCUGAGGCGUGCUUGCUGGCUGGUUCAGUGAGAAAUGCCUAUCACACAAAAUAUAGAUCUCUUUUGACUGAUGAGCCUCCUUCUUGUGAGACCUUGAGAAAGGGAGUGUUUGGGGCAGGUGCUGCCUUCAUUGUUUUUACCGGCAUAGUCUCUGAGCUUUAUUACGUUAGCUACUCCAAGGCAAACAAUGGUUUCGUGCAUAGCGGAGACACAGGCAUAAGGAUGGGAGCAUACAACUAAAUUCAGAGAGGAGAGAUUCUAGUGUCUGUUUCAUAGAUUUUACUUUUGAACCUUCCUCAUAUUAUUAUGAACAGCUAGAAUGAUGGACUACAUGUUAGCUUUCAUAUUGAAUCUUAUUAGACAGUAAUGGGUUAUGUUUUUAAAUCAUUAGAUUGGUUUGAAUUUUCGUAUAUAUUUAUAUAUAUGUAUUUGUAA
This is a messenger RNA of Cornus florida, 952 nucleotides long. RefSeq lists its product as uncharacterized. The record is from RefSeq and is a predicted model, not a curated record. The transcript has 4 exons. Bases 212 to 757 code for a protein of 181 amino acids. Lineage: Eukaryota; Viridiplantae; Streptophyta; Magnoliopsida; Cornales; Cornaceae.